AUCACUUACUGCUAAACUGACUUGGUUUGCAUUGGACAGUUCUCUAUCAUGGAAUUAUUCUUCCAUAGUUCAGCGUUUUAAGAAAUUGCCUUUCUGAUCCCAGCAGGAAACUCAUAAAUAGAAUUGUCAUCACUGCUGGCAUCUGGAAUAGUGCUUCUGAGAUCCACACAAAGUGCCUUUUGAGGAUUAUGCUAAUAUAGCCAGCUGUGAUUUGGAGGAUACAAAGGCAAUUCCAAAACGUGGUCCAAAUAUGGAUAGCCAUUACCAAAACAACAUGCAAGGCAAUGAAAGAGAAAGCCAGCAUACCUAUGGAGAGCAAGGUGAGCAUGGCUACUCCUACCAACCUGAUUAUCCUGCCCAGGAUGAAGAUGCAGCCAGUGAUGCCACUGAAGGACAGGAUGAGGAUGAUCAGAUGUACGAGGGAGAAUAUCAGGGCAUUCCUCACCCAGAUGAAAUCAAGGAAGCCCGUCGUACUGCUCGUCGAGAAGCCAAGUUGAAGGCCAAGCUAGCUGCCUCGGAGGAGGUAGAGACAUUGGCUGAGCAGUAUGAAACCAUCAUGGAGGACUGCGGCCAUGGGCGCUUCCAGUGGACCUUAUUCACUGUCUUGGGGCUGGCGCUCAUGGCUGAUGGUGUGGAGUGUUUCGUAGUGGCCUUCGCUUUGCCAAGUGCAGAGAAGGAUAUGUGCCUGUCUAAUGCCAGCAAGGGCAUGCUGGGUCUGAUCGUGUACGUGGGGAUGAUGCUGGGAGCCAUUGUGUGGGGUGGUCUGGCUGAUAAACUGGGACGUCGUCAGUGUCUCCUCAAUGCUUUGGCCAUCAACUGCAUCUUUUCUUUUCUCUCCUCCUUCUCCCCUGGCUACGGCUUCUUCCUUUUCUGUAGACUCUGCUCAGGAAUCGGAAUAGGUGCUUCUAUCCCCAUUGUGUACACAUACUUUGCUGAGUUCCUUCACAUGGAUAAACGGGGCGAACACCUGAGCUGGCUGUGUCUGUUCUGGAUGCUGGGAGGCCUGUACGCUUCCUUCAGCGCCUGGGGAAUCAUCCCUCAUUAUGGCUGGGGCUUCACUAUGGGCACUGGGCACCACCUUCGCAGCUGGAGAGUGUUUGUGUUGGUGUGUUUCCUGCCCUCGGUGGCUGCUUUAAUUGGACUCGUGUUUAUGCCGGAGAGCCCACGCUACCUCCUCGAGAAUGGAAGGCAUGACGAGGCCUGGAUGAUCCUGCGACAUGUUCACAACACCAACUGGAGGGCUAAGGGUGAACCAGAGAAAGUGUUUCAGGUUUCUCAGUUUAAGUCUCCUCAAACUCAAGAAGAUGAUUUUAUUGAAAUCCAAAGCGAGACUGGUACAGCCCUCCAGAGAUUCAUGGUCAGACAGUUGAGCCUGAUCAAGCAGGUGAUAAGGAACUUGAUGUCUCUUGCUGCACCUAACCUGAGACUCCACGGGUUGUUCAUUGGCAUUGUCUGGUUUUCAAUGGCGUUUAGUUAUUACGGCCUUUCGGUGUGGUUUCCUGACCAGAUAAAACACUUGCAGUAUGAAGAAUAUAAGCUUAACACCAAGACAUUUUCUCAUAACACCAUUGUAUGGUUUCACUUCAACUUUUCUUUGAAAAACCAGAUUCACGAGAAGUGCCAUUAUGAGAAAGAUCGGUUUAUUGACAUGGAGAUGAGAAACGUAAGGUUUAAAGAAUGCCUGUUUACAAGCUGUUACUUCGAGGACAUCAGUUCAACAGACACCUUGUUUGAGAACUGCACCAUCACAGACACUACUUUCUAUCGCACAGAUUUAUAUCAUGAUACCAAUUUCAUCAACUGCAACUUCAUCAAUGUCACAUUUCUGCAUCCCAAAGAAGGUUGCCAUAUAAACUUUCAGGAGGAAAAUGACAUCUUGAUUUAUUUAGUCAGUUUUCUGGGCAGCUUGUCUGUGCUACCGGGCAACAUCAUUGCAGGGCUCCUGAUGGACAAGAUAGGACGAAUUAAGAUUAUAGGAAGCUCCAUGCUGAUGUCCUCUGGCUGUACUUUCUUCCUCUUCCUCUGCUUCAAUCCUGGUGCUGUGAUCAGCUUCCAAUGUCUGUUCUACGCAGCGUCUGCAGCCGCCUGGAACGGAAUUGACGUUAUAACGGUGGAGCUUUAUCCAGCCUCCAACAGAGCGACAGCUUUUGGUGUGUUGAAUGGUCUGGGCAAGUUGGCGGCCAUCAUUAGCACCUUCAUCUUCUCGAAGUUUGUUGGCGUCACUAAGAUUGUCCCCAUCUUACUGUCCUUCUCAGCUAUGGCAUGUGGAGGCCUGCUUGCGUUCAAGCUUCCUGAGACACGUGAAGUCAUUCUGCAGUAAUCGACAAAACCACUAACAAACGAAAAGCCAAAUUGUAGAAAUGUUAAGGCCUCAUACCAAUUCUCAGUCCAGCUGGGAACUUGACCUUCUCACACUAAGAGUGGUGGAAAAGUGAUUUCACUGUAUACAUGUUAAAAUUAUGUUUACUUAAAUUAGCUUACAGUUACACUAUAAGGUCAAAAGUAUGUAGACACCUGACCACCACACCUAUAUUUGGUUCUUUCCCCAAACUCUCAUCACACAAUUGUACAGAAUGUCAUUGUAUUCUAGUGCAUUACAAUUUCCCUUCACUGGAAAAAAGAGGACAAAACCUGGUCGUGUACAAAAUGAGCUCCAUGAAGACAUGGUGUGUUAAGUGUAGAGUGGAAGAAUUUGUGUGUCCUGCAUAUAACUCUGGCUUCAAACUGAAGAGCUUCAGGCUGUCGCCAGGCCUCAUGAGUGCCAUCCAUCCAUGCAUCCAUCCAUCUAUCCAUCAAGGAACCUCUGUAGUCCAACUAGGCACCAGUGGAGGCCAGUAAUGAUUACAAUUUCAUUUAUUACCAUUUUACAACCGUGAAAGGACCUCUGGUCAACAUUCGCAUGUGCAUUCACACACAGCAGGAAAUUUGGGAAAGUCAUUUAGCCUCAUCUGUGUGUCUUUGGACUGUGGGAGGAAACCGGAAUACCCGGUAGAAACAAAUUCAACGAAUGUGUUGGUCAGGUGUCCAUAAUCUUUUUACCAUAUAGUUUAUUUGUUUUUAUUUGACAGACAGACUCAUUAUAAAUGAGAUUAAUAAGAACCCAAUGAUAGCACAGAGCUGAGCAGAUAAAGGUCUUGCUUAAAUAAGGGCCGUACCCUGAAUCUGACUGGGAAUUGAUCAACCCCUGUACUGCUUUAUUAGUUUUACAAAUCAGCAAAACAACCAAUCUAAUGAAACUAAAGAUGAACAACUUAACCAAGGAUAUAUGAUUAUAGAAAAACUAAGCAGCACAAACAAAUGGAGUUAAGUACAGUAUAGUUCAGUGAGAUGAAGG
Clarias gariepinus (North African catfish) is the source of this 3334-nucleotide messenger RNA. RefSeq names its product synaptic vesicle glycoprotein 2Ba (gene sv2ba). Gene Ontology annotation, cellular component: membrane. The record is from RefSeq and is a predicted model, not a curated record. Gene Ontology annotation, biological process: transmembrane transport; chemical synaptic transmission. Gene Ontology annotation, molecular function: transmembrane transporter activity. The transcript is spliced from 13 exons. The coding region runs from base 251 to 2320 and encodes 689 amino acids. NCBI's taxonomy places the organism in Eukaryota, Metazoa, Chordata, Actinopteri, Siluriformes, Clariidae.